UCCACAACAUGCUGCCCAUUGCGAGCCGAGUGAUCGUCACGGGUAGCAAGCCAUUGGACAGGGGAGCCCACAGACCAGGUCGUUGCUCGAACAGCUCCGCCUGAUCAAAAACCUCAUUCAUACCUCCCUCGACGCAAGCGAGCAAAGACAAACGAAUAUAAACAAAGCGACAGCGCCGGUCAUCUGGUCUUGAACAAAGAGGAGAAGCGAAACCAUGUCCUGCCCCGACUGCUUUCGCGGCGCCGUGCACGCCCACGCCGAGCCCACGGGCAAGAUCGAGACGGUCCACGGGAUCCAGACCUAUGUGGCCGGGGGCAGCGACCCCGCGCGGUCCCAAUCCGCCAUCAUCUAUCUCCCCGACGCCUUCUCGCUGAAGCUGGUCAACAACAAGAUCCUGGCCGACAAGUACGCGUCGGCGACCGGCUGCAGGGUGCUGAUCCCGGACGUCGUCUACGGCGGCGGCAUGCCCGUCUCCGUCCUGGAGAAGAUGGAGCACCUGAUGGGCAGCUCGCUGAGCGUCGCCAACUUCCUGCCCAAGGCGUACACGGUGCUGACGCUGCUGCCGCACGCCGUCCCGUUCAUGCUCUGGGGCCACCCCAAGAACCCGUACCCGACCAUCCUGAAGUUCGCCCGCGACGUGCGCGCCGAGCUGCCCGCGGGCGGCAAGCUCGGGGUUGCGGGCUUCUGCUGGGGCGCGUGGCCGGCCACGAAGCUGUGCACGGAGCCGGCGGUGGAGGGCGGGCAGGCGCGCCUGAUCGACGCGCAGUUCAACGGGCACCCGUCGUACAUCAUCAAGGAGCCGCACAUGGUCGUCGACGCAGUCAAGGCGUUCCAGACCCCCUACGCGUCCGCCGUGGCCGAGAAGGACUUCCAGUUCAACGCCGACGUCGCUGCCAAGACCGAGGCCCAGCUCCGCGAGGCCCUCGGCGGGAGCAAGGGCGACGGCGAGGGCGGCUACGUCUACGAGUUCCGCGUCUACAAGGGCGCCACCCACGGCUUCUGCGUCAAGGCCCGCGAGGAGGACAUGCAGCACUACCACGACGCCGCCAAGCAGGCCGCCGACUGGUUCAACAAGUAUCUGAACUGAGAAGUCCCCGUGGCGAAACCGAGCAAAUGGGGGGGUUGGCUGCUGGAGGUGAUUCCUGAAGGGGCCGUUUAAACGUUUACUCAUACAAGAGAGCUGGAAGGGAAUUUAUGUGCGAGUUGAUCCUCAGUCCACAAGAGGCAAUGGCAAAAGGCGGAAGGGGAGUCGAAAUGGGGCUCUCACGAUCGAGGAACCCGGACGAUGAGAUUGUUAAUGAUUGAACGAGGCUGGGAUGUCUCGACCACUGCGCUGCGCUCGGGGCACUUAUUGAUUUUCCCUCUGAUGGAUCCGUUGGCUGCAACGAGAUGCUCGGGGUUGCAAUGCAUAUUGAGGGAUGACUAGAUCACCCCAAGACAAAUGAAGAUCAUCAUGGCUGUUUGCCCGCGUGUUGAUCUGCGC
Molecule: messenger RNA, 1483 nt
Organism: Cladophialophora immunda
Lineage: Eukaryota; Fungi; Ascomycota; Eurotiomycetes; Chaetothyriales; Herpotrichiellaceae
Exons: 1
Coding region: 215-1087 (290 amino acids)
Molecular function (GO): hydrolase activity
Source: RefSeq, a predicted model, not a curated record